GUUACAAGUCAGGUUAUAACUACACUACAUACACUUCAAGCGAGCAAGAGUUCUAAUACCAAAAGUUCACAGGGAAGCGACCGUCGAAACAAUAACCUUAGAUCAGUGACUAUCAAACAGCUACACAAUGCAACACCAAUUAAUGAUUCUACUAUGUCAUUAGAUGGACUCGAACUUCGUGUUAUUAAAAUUGUUGGUGUUAUUAUACAUAAAACACCUCGUCCCCAAGGAAUUGAUUAUAUGGUGGAUGAUGGUACUGGAUUAAUUGAUGUAAAAGUAUGGCAUGAUGCUAGCGAUGAAACUAGUGUUAACAAAAAAAUUGAUAUUGCUAUAAAUACCUAUGCCAAAUUUUUUGGAAAUUAUAGAGUGUUUAGCUCUAAAAAGCAUUUUGCAGCACAUAUUGUUCGGCCAAUCGAAGACCAUAAUGAAAUCAGUUAUCACAUAGCUGAUGUCAUUUAUUCACAUUUAUACUUGAAAAAAGGAUUAAAUAAUUCAUCGGUAUCAAGUAGUUUUAAUAACGAAUCCCUAACAAAAAGUUCUAAUGAAGUAGGUAAUCAUGAUUCCUCUACGCCAUUAAAUAAAGACAUCUUUGAUCUCAUAAGCAAGCAAAAUAACACUCCAAUGGGAGCUGAUGUUAGUGAAAUUGCACAAAAACUUGCAUUCCAAUAUGGCUCCGAUCAGGCUGUUAGGUUUGCUAUAGAAGAUAUGAUUGGAGAUGGUCGACUUUAUGUUACGAGUGAUGAUAAUCAUGUAAAAACAACGGGGUGCUAA
Messenger RNA from Funneliformis caledonium, 771 nucleotides. The record is from the annotation of a GenBank genome assembly. NCBI's taxonomy places the organism in Eukaryota, Fungi, Glomeromycota, Glomeromycetes, Glomerales, Glomeraceae.